Molecule: messenger RNA, 1323 nt
Organism: Sparassis crispa
Lineage: Eukaryota; Fungi; Basidiomycota; Agaricomycetes; Polyporales; Sparassidaceae
Exons: 3
Coding region: 1-1323 (440 amino acids)
Source: RefSeq, a predicted model, not a curated record
AUGCGUUUUCCACUGGGGAUCAACCUCGACAACAUGGAGCCUCUCUCUAGAAUUGACACCUUGUCUGUGCUGUCUUCCAUGGGAAUCGAGCUUCCCGCUACGACGAAGCUCCCAGACGAGGCGCUGGAGAAACGCCUUGAGCAAGCCCUCAACGCGGCCCAGUCUCUGGCCAAAGUCAUACCAAAAGUUCCGCUCCACAUUGCAUCUGUCCCAUCAUGGCCUUCCUGUACUUCCGGGGUGGACGAGACUCGCUCUGUGCACGAUGCAAUCAGGCGCGGCAACUUCGGCGAGGCGGGCGCGUGUAUGCGUGCGCGCUCUGUGGGCGCGGAGAACGCGGUCGACCUUUAUGUGAACCCAAUCCUGGACCUUCGUCAGACCCUCAUGUGCAUCGCAAAGCUCUGGGAUGACGGAUACAGGUGCUGCGUGGUGAAGGACCCAGAGGGCCAGACGUUCGCCAUCAAUAUCAGGAUGCUCUCGGUUCAGCGGAUUGAUUCCAAGACGCCCCUCCUCGUCAUGUUGUACCAGUCCUUCGCCCAGAACAACCGGUCCCCCGGCCUGCAGUGGGUCCAAGAGCGCAUGCAAGAGUCUGAUGCUGGCACAAUAAGCCUGAUUCACGCGAACGAGCUCGAAGGCAAGCUCUUGCUCCAGCUCCUUGCCAUGAACGCCAAGCAUCUACCGCCGGACUUCCAGCCCCACAGGCACGCCGUUGAGCGUGACUUCAAGGUAUCCUUCUUGAUCCCGGUUGGCCCGCUCUCUUUCGAAGAUCUCGGGAAGUUCAACGCAGACACUGGGUGUGUGCUCUGUGGCGAGAAGACGACGAGCCGGUGCUCGCAAUGCUUGUCGGUCUUGUAUUGCGGACAGGCCUGCCAGCGCGCCCACUGGGCGGAACACAAGCCCACCUGCCGGUCGCUGCGCGGUGGUACGUGGCGCACGGUCCGCUUCGUGAACAGUAUGCCCGGGUUCGAGGGCCAUUACAGCUACAUCUUCAACCGCUUCAACUUCAACAAUAAGUACACGGGGCUGCGGACGAACCACGAGAGAUACCCACCCCCGAACGCCCACGGCGCGAAAGCGUUCCUUGUGAAGCUCCAGAUCGGUCUCGCGAAUCGUGACGCGUACAUGAUCUAUGACAGGCAGCGGACGCUCGAGAGCUUCUUCCGCCAGGACCGCGAUCUCGUACUGUUUGCGGAGAUCAGGAGGGAGAUGGAUGGCCCCAGAGGAGGGCACGCCGGGUUCAAGAUGUACCGCUGGGCGAAGCGUGUCAGUGAUUGGGAACUGAGCAUAUGUUUGGACAAGGAGCCGCAGGCCGACGUCAAGUGGUGA